This is a messenger RNA of Closterium sp. NIES-67, 2711 nucleotides long. The record is from the annotation of a GenBank genome assembly. NCBI's taxonomy places the organism in Eukaryota, Viridiplantae, Streptophyta, Zygnematophyceae, Desmidiales, Closteriaceae.
GCCUCUAGCUUCUGGGAUGCUUGUCUUGUUUAUCAGAAUUCGUCGUCACCGACCGGAAUCUGUCAUUUUCAAUCGCGAUCCGCCGUUUUUAAUCGGGUUCCGGCAUUCGCGAUCAGUAAGAGAGGCUCAUCAUUACUUGCGACUGGAAAGCGCGUAGUCUCUCUUGGAAGUAGCGUUCCCGACAAAUAAUUGAUCAUUUGCUAGAGGAGACGUUCUUAUAUCGCUUGCAACGGUCGUCGUCAGUUUAAUCCCGUAGCCGCUUAUGGCCCGACGAAAGCCGCCAGAGCCGCAAUCGCAGGCGGACGAAGCCUCGCGACGUGUGCGAACGAGAUCCAUGUCGCGCGGAGUCGCCAGCAGCCAUGCGACGCCGCAACCAGCACCUUCGCUUCAAGAAGCGGAGGGCAUUCAGGAGGAUGCACCCGCGAAUAUCGCAAGCGACGAGAUCGCACCCGACGUCGCAUGGACAGGCGAUGAGGAGCCAAGCGACGCAAGGGUCCAGAGGGGGCUUGUAGAUCGUACGGCUGAUGAUCGUGCGGAUGACAAUAGCGCUGAUCGUACGGCUGGCGAUGGCGCUACGGCUGGCACGGCUUCUGGACAGGCUGGCGCUGACUCGGAACACGUUGGCGGAGGUGGUGCCAGCGUGGACGCGGGUGACGUGGCGCGCCGUCGAUUCCUCUCGAUCGCACGGCGGAGAGCCGCCCAUUUCGCCCACUUCGACGAUUCCUCCCGCCUCUCCUCCGCUCCCCGCGCGGGCGUGCGUGAACCCCCUCCCGCUGCCCGCGCGUCCGCCCCCUCCGCUUCGGCCCAGGCGGGUGCCGCGGAACGCGCUGCUGGCUCCGACGCGCCCGCGCCUGCUUUGGCUGGGGGGGAAGGAGGACCAGGGGGGGCAACACUGGUGCGGGGGAGAGCCGCGGCUGCAGCCGCCAGGCAGGCGCAAGGGGGCGCGGGGGCGCGCACAGGGGGAAGCGCGGCGGGGGAGGUGGAAAAAUCGGAGGGGAGAGCAGGAGCCGGCGCUGGCGCUAGCGCGGUUGUAGCCGGGGGGGUUGUAGCAUGGACUCCCAAAGCUAGGGUUCCAGAUCUGGCUUUAACAGAUUCUAAACAGCAAGGCGGAGUGAAAGAUUGGCGGAUAGGCACAGGAGGGAGUGGGGGAGGCGGGGGAGGGGGGGGAGGGGGGAGAGGUCCGCGGAGCCUCUACUCGUUAUGCCUGGAGCUAGUAGCGACGCAUAUAGAUGGGUUGGAGUCGGUGGAGGGGGUGCCUGACGCGGUGAGGAGGGACCUGAGUGCGUGCCUGAGCGCUCAGAGGCGGCUGGACGGGCGAGUGCUGCACCUGCUGCUGGAAGGAGUGGCGACGGAGCUGAGUGUUGCUGACUGUUCGUUGGUCAGUGAGGCGGAUCUGAAGAGCGCUCUCAGCACCUGCAAUGCCGCCAACCUGGAGCUCUUUCAUCUCUCCAUGUGUGGUCGAAGCCUCUCCGACGCCUGUCUCACCACCACACUCCUACACAGCCCUACCACCCUCCCCGCCCUCCGCUCCCUCGCCCUGCAAGGCGCAUACCGCCUCUCCGACGCCUCCCUCCCCCCUCUCGCCCUCGCCGCGCCUGCCCUCGCGCACCUCUCCCUCCUCCACUGCCCGCUCCUCUCCUCCCCUGCAGUUUCCACCCUCAUCUCCUCCCUCUCCUCCUCGCUCAAUACCCUCCGUCUGGACGGCUGCUGCCAGCUGGACGCUGCUGUGCUGCUCCUGGGGAUGAAGCAGCUGACAGGGCUGUCCUGCCUGUCGCUGGCUGGACUGUCUUCGGUGUCUGACGCUGUACUGAGCGAGCUUCUCCCUGCAAUCGGCUCCAACCUGAAGGAGCUGUCCCUGGCACACUGCGAAGAAAUAACAGACGCAUCAGUGGCAGCAGCAGCAGCCAACGCACCGUCCCUAACCGCUCUAGACCUCUCGCACCUUCCCCUCCUCACUGACGCCUCCCUCCACUCCCUGUGCUCCGCCCAACUCAAGCUUCGCUCGCUCAACCUCACUCGAGCCAGCUUCAGUGACGCUGCUCUCGCGGCACUCAUCCAGGCCUCAGGCGCCGCCCUGCAGAUCCUCUCGGUCAACGCAGUUUAUGAGGCAGGAGACGGUCUGCUUAUCUCUCUGGCGCGCUGCUCCCACGAAUCUCUCGAGUCUCUGGACGUGUCGUGGUGCCGCUCCGUGUCCAACCACGCUCUCGGCCUGCUUGCCGAUUCUUGCCCCAACCUCUCCAGACUCUGCCUCUACGGCUGCUCCCAGGUGACUGAUGUGUUCUACCUCGGGCAUAGCAACCCUCGUCUGCACCUGAUUGGUCAAGUGGGAAUGGUCAUCAACUGACCAGCGCUGCUUGCCAUGCCGCUCCAUAUUCCUCGUGUUGUGUAUACCUCGCCUCGCAUCACAUACUCCUGUGCAGGGGUUUGACGAGCUGCCUGGUUGGUCAAGUGGGGCUGAUGAGGGUUGCUUGCUUGCCGUGCCGCUCCUGGUCCAUACUUGCCGUGUCGUGGUUAGGUCUCCCUGUAUAGAUCUCUUUGUAUCAUGUGUGUUUGUGUUGGACAUCCAGGUGCUUGAUGUGUGAUACCUUGGCCUGGUCACUGGCACUAGGUCUAAGGAAGCACACACAAUGCGUCUCACAUUUGCAUGCAGGUCAGCAUAGUUGCUUUCAUAGUAGAGAGUUAUUCGCCCUGUAAACGGUCAGCCUGUAUCG